Ruditapes philippinarum (Manila clam) is the source of this 10073-nucleotide messenger RNA. Its product is annotated as prominin-1-A-like. Lineage: Eukaryota; Metazoa; Mollusca; Bivalvia; Venerida; Veneridae. The coding region runs from base 158 to 2959 and encodes 933 amino acids. The transcript is spliced from 26 exons. The record is from RefSeq and is a predicted model, not a curated record. Gene Ontology annotation, cellular component: membrane.
UCAUCCAGGUGUGUUUUCAUUACACAGAAGAAAGGGAAGUGUUGACACGAAAGUAGUGUAGUAAAAUGUGUCGGUAACUAAAGGACUAUUAAACGCCUGUGAUCAUAUAGUUUUAGAUUUUAUAAACAUUUUAUUUGUGUUGCAUUUUUUGUUCAUUAUGACAUUUAUAAAAUCCGUGUUCUUUUUCGCGCUGGUCGCGAGCUGUUUGAGUGAAGAUGCUCAAAUUCAGAAUAAGACCAUCACAGAUACUAGUUCAAAGGACAGCACAGAUGAAGACUCAGCUCUUCAGAAGGGCAUGAGUCCUAUUUUCGAUAUGUACCACAAUUUCCUUGAUGUAGUGAUGUCACAAAAUUUUUACGAUGCCAAAAGUGCAGCUUUUAAUGUACAUACAUUGAUAAACAUCACCAAGAACAAUGAUUACGGUCAGAUACAAUCAAAGUGGCAAGAUUUAGUGUCAACAUUUGGAGGUUACGCAGGAUGCAUCAUUGUUGGUCUGUUGUUUAUUGUGUUUAUGCCAAUAGUAGGUAUGAUCUACUGUUGCUGUCACUGUUGCUGCAACAAAUGUGGCGGCACAAAAGAGAUGAUGGACCCCCCACGUGCUUCCUGUAAGAGGUGGACAUACACAGUUCUUCUGCUUAUAUUCGCAACUCUUAUGUUAGCUGGUGGUAUAGUCACUUUCCUUGGAUCAGAGUUACUUCACAAAUCACUGAGGAAUGAUGAUGGCAAAGGUCUUGUUGGCAAAAUGGACGAUAGCCUUGGACAUCUCGAGAAAUUCACAAGUGACACAAUCAAUGACAUUGUACAUGAAGCUAGGGAAAAGAUUAUUAACACUGGACUUCCAAAGAUUUUUUCACAUAUCAAAGAUGCAGCUAAUACUACAGUUAAAAAAGUGAAGGACAGUAUCAAUGCAACAGAUCUUUUAAUGAAGGCUGGCAACCUUGGAAAUGCUGCAACUGAAGUUUUAGAUGGACUUAAAGAAGUGAACAAACAAGUAACAAAACUUAAAGGCCUGCAAAACACUGUUUCUACCACCUUGACUAUCACCAGGAAUAAAUUAAGUGGUGUACCAGGUGAAGAUAAAGUCGACAGUUUAAAGUUUCAGCCAAACUUCACUGCACUGAACACUCAAGAUCAAAGGAUAUCAAACUUAACAAAUGCUGUAAACAUAAGUUCAUUAGUGGAUAAGGCUGAAAAGGAGUUUGAUAAUGUAUCAAAGGAAGUGGAUAAGAACGUAGAAGCUGAAAUAAAUAAGGCACAAACUCAGGUGGAUGACAUGAAUAGAACAAUUAGCAAAAACAUUGGUGAAAUCAAUGACACAACACAACCUUUCUUGAAAAGUGUGAAUGAGGGGAGAACAUUUGCCAACGAUGAGACGGAUACAUUCAAACAGAUGGCAGAUUACAUAUGGUACAGCUGUAUAGGUCUGGGCUGUGCUGUUAUACUGGUUGUGUUCUUUUACUAUAUGGGUGUGUUGUUUGGCCUUUGUGGCGAGAGGCCAGGCCCUAGAGCUGCAUGCUGUAACCGUGAAACAGGAGCACAUCUUCUCUGCACGGGUAUUUGCUGCUCAUUUUUGUUUGCCUGGAUUCUCAUGCUGUUUGUUGUUCUCCUGUUUGCAGUGGGUGGUCUCAGUUACUCCAUGGCCUGUAAAUAUGUUCAUAAUGGGAUAGAAAAUGUAGAUACUUUUGAAGAUGUGUUGUCAGAGGGAUUCAGUUGGAAUGUUUCUGCAUCGUUUGGAGUGAAAAACCUCACUAUAGCCAAAAUGUUUAAGAACUGUAAAGAUGAUAUGAGUAUUUAUCAAGCAUUGCACCUGCAGUAUUUAUUUGACAUUGACAAACAAUUCAACAUUAGUGAUAUUGAAGCUGAAGUAAACAAGAUGACAGAUGACAAGAGUUUUACUAUUCCUGACAUAAAAUUGAUGUCUGAUGGUCUGAGGGGCCAGUUAACCAAGUUUAAAGAUGCGUCGGUGACGGACAUCAAUUUUACAGAAUAUACCACUGAGUUGGACAAAAAACUGUUUGGUGGAGACAAUGACCUGAAAGAUAUCGUUAAUGACCUGUAUAAAGCUGCCAAUCUUACCACUGAUCCAGAUGCAACUAAUCUGAGAGGUGCAGCUGAUGAUUUAGAGCGUUUGAGGCUAAAUCAGAUAAAAGAGAUAGAAAAUACAACAACCAAUUUAUCCAAAACAAUAAAAUCUUUAGAAAGUAAAAUCAAGGAUUCUGUACCAAACAGUAUCGAUGAGUUAACUGACAGCAUUACUAAAUCAGAGAACAACUUUAACGCAAAUAAGACAGGAUUUGUGAAUCAGGGGUUGCAAAAUGCAGUGAAAAGUAUACUGGCUAUUAUUGGAGAAACAGUGAACUCAACAAAAAGUUUUAUUAAAUACGACGUUGGAAAGUGCCGUCCCCUAUAUGAUGCUGCACAGAGUGUUGUUGAUGCAGUAUGCGUUGUAACUCUUGAUCCGCUGAAUGCCAUAUGGUUCGGUCUUGGAUGGAGUUUAUUCUUUUUCAUUCCAUGUUUCAUUUUUGCUGCCUUACUCUCAAAUCUUUACAAGCGAACAGAGAAAUAUAGGAAGAAAUUAGACCGUGGAUUUGAUGAUCCGAUACAAUCGCAGUACCCAAACAGCUACGAAGGUUUACGUGGCAAUAGAGGUUACGAGGAUAACGUGCCACUUACAAAUAUGGGAAAGGAUCAUCGCUAUAGCGGGAACGGAGCAUACAAUCCUGGUUAUCAAGGUAGAGAUUUUGAGCACGAACCCCGGUAUCAUAGGGACGAACCCUCUGGUUACCCACCUGACAACUACUCCCGUGAUCGUGGGGUUCAUCGUGGUAGUGCUGGGUCUCACUAUGCCCAACCCCAUGCUGAUCCCUACGAUCAGCCACCACAUUAUGAUGAUGCCGUGUCCGAGCGUUACGAUCGGGUGUCACGUCACGGUGGGUAUCCUAGAUUGACAAACUACUAACACUUGCAUGGCGGAUGGGUGGAGAUAGAGUUGGGUAUUAGAUAACAAUCAACCAAUGACAAAGCUUCAUACAUAAUCAGGUCGACCAAUGAGAUGCAACUUUAUAGAAAAACAAACUUUCGUCCAAUCAAAUAGAUUGUUACAAACUGAUACUGGAGUAACAGACAUUCAAUCUAGAAAGUGAUUCAACAGCCAUCAUACAAAAGAAAUGCUGAUUUUCAAAUUAUAUAUGAUAUUAUAUAAAUGAUUACAUAAUGCCUUUAUUUAACUUACAAUAGGUUUUAAUAACACAGGGAGAAUUAUCAAAUUUUAUUGUAUUCUUCCAUCAUGUUUUUAAGUUAAGUUUAAAUUGUUCAUUUUAAACAUAAAAUGCAAGACAGUGUUUUAUACAGUUUUUAUGAAAAUUUAAAUGUACAUUAUUUUCCCAUUCCAACUAUACACCUAUUCCUCCAACAAAUUGUCCAUUCUGUCUUUCCAGACAAACAUGUAAUGAUGUAACUUUUCACGUUUCAUGUAAGUUCAAAUUUUUUUCGCUAAAAAUGUAGUAUAACAACAUGUUAUCAUAUAAGUGUUUUCAUUUAUUUAAACCAAAUAUAUAAUAGAGGUUUAGAAUUAUUUUAUUUUAGAUGAGUGAUCCAUUUUCACGUCCCAAAGAAAGACAUAAUAGUAAACCACACUAAUUGCUGUGUGGUGACAUUAGUUUCUGUCUUUCAUUGUUAUAUAUACACAUUAUAACCAAGUUCUUUUAUGUUCAGUUGAAAUUAAUACAGACAGUUCUCAGGUGUUUGUUACAAGUGAACUAUUAUAUAUAAAAUUGUGACUAUUUCAUAAAAUGUUUUUGGUUAUUUCUGUGACAGUGACCUUUGGUUAAGUUUAUUGCUGUACCCUUGUUACAUUUGAGGCUUUAUGUUUGUGACAGUUCUGGGGCCUUAAACAAUUUACUUGUAAUUCAAUUAUGAUAUACUGGAGAAAAGUUAAUUUUAGGUGUCAAACAGUAAGGGGGGAAUUUUCUAGACAGGGUUUUAUAGUAAAAUUCACAUUUUUUGUGAAUUUAGAUUGUUGAAUUAGUAUGUUUUAAACGAAAAUAGUAACUAAUAAUUUAAAAUUAAAAUGAAGGUCAAAAAUCUUCAGAACAUACAAUGUAUUUUUUAUUAUGAAAUGAUUUGAACAUGUGUGAUUUUCUUGUUAUUUUUGAAAAUAGGAAGAAGUUAUUUUUGUUGAUUCCAUAAAUUAUUUGAGCCGUGUCAUGACAAUACCAACGUAAUGCUGGUCGCAAAUGCACAAUUUUGGUUUUGUCAUGAUGCGGCUCAUUUCAUCUAGAUUCACUCAUGAAAGAAGUAUGUAACAAUUCUCUUGGUGCUUUUCAGUUUGUAUAUGCUUAAAGCAUUGUCUACCCAUUACAAUGCUGGGAACCAAAAUUGCAAAGCCUGUGUCAAUCACCAGUAUUACACCAGGCCAGUCUACACAAUGAGGCUAUAUUAUUUACUGCUCAACUUUCAAAUUUCAAUCAUGAUAUCAUUUAGAAUUGUUAAUAGAACCGUUCUUACUCUGUGUCUUUAAGAGGCAACUGAUGAUUCUACCCAUGCAACUUUUGCAGACUAAGAUCGUCCAGUUCAUCCAUGCCAUCCAUGGUCUGCACUCAGCACAUUUGUACCAUCUGAUAAUGGUCUGCACUGUUCAACUAUUCAUUCAAAACAUCUCCAAAUGCAUUCUAUUUUUAAGAAAAUUAAAGUUUUUGUAAUAAAAGCAUAAUAAAGUGAAAAGAUGUUAAAAAAAUAUGGCUUAUCCAACUUUAGUUCACAAAAAAUACAUGGACUUAACUGGAGGCGUGCUGCUUUAAGUGCAAAUGAAGUGCACUUCUAUACAGUAAUACUCAGUUUUCAGUAGCCAAAAUCUGUAUAACUAAAUAUACAUGUAGUUUUUAACUUACCAUUUUACUAAUUUUUUUAUUCUUUUGUUUCUUAAAAUUAUAAAAUUCAUUUUUCUUGUGUAAAAUGUUUGUAAUUUUUUUAUUUGUCAGUGACCAAAAGUACAUACUUAUUUUUGAAUUCAGUUGCAAUUUAACUGAUAAUGACUUCAUGAAUUUGAUGUUUUAAAAAUUCGUAUGACAUUUUAAACUUUUAUGUGUUAAAAAUUGCUGUACAUGUAAAUGUCAAAAUGAAUAUGUCAAAUUAUUUUUGUGUACUUUUUCAAUGAAUAAUGUUAUGUGAAAUUAUACAUGUUGUUGUGGGCAAGUUUUAAAUUUUGUUUCGAUGUGAAAUCUUUGGUGUUUUGUUUCAUGCUGAUAAAUGUGUUUUAUCAAUAUCAUAUGAAUUAAGUAAGUUAGAGUUGUAGCAUCAUGAAAUCCAGUAAAGUGCCGUUAAACAUUGGCUCAGUAUUGUCUAUUUUAUGUUUGAUUUGGUGGGAUUUUUCUUAUGUGUAAUAUAUUAUUUAAGCUAACAUUACAAUAUCUUUUAAAUAAGGUUAAUUUAAAUUCUUACAUUUUAAUGCCCUUUGUUGAAAAUAUAUUCCAAUGUCAACAGCACAGAGUCGGUCCAGCAUUCAGUUUGGUAAUGACUGACCAGUCUAUUCUUUUUCAGUCAAAUUUUAAAAUUUUUACAGAGCUACCUUAAACUACAAAUGGACUGUUCCAAAUUCAAAGCAGGACAAGUCCAUUAUAUAUAUAUUGAGCAGGAAAAGCUAUAGAUUGUACAUAAGUUUGUACCAGUAGAACCAUUUGAAAUGAUCUACAGUAUGAUAGUAUAGGUAAUUAUAAUUCUAAAAAUAAACAAUGACACAGUCAUGCAUAGUAAAUCAAAACGUUUUAGGUACCUGAUCUUGCCAAAUUUAUAAUGUUAUUUUGUUUAUUUAUAAUUUAAUUCCAUUCAGAGCUUCCUUCUGUCAGUCAGUUAGUUUUCAGUGGAAACCCUCCUGUUCUUUUUAUAGAAAUUUAUCAAAAUAUGAUAAUUUUGAAAUUUUUGAAAUAGACUGUAGAAAUAUAAUUCAGAAGUUUCUUUUUAUUUGUUAACUUUGAGAAAUGUGUUGUCUUAGAAACAGACUAAAAUUUUGAAAUGUGUAGUCAGUCUAUUUAUAUAGAACUUUGUCAAAUAUGUUUUCAAACCUAAUGUGCCGACAUAAUAUUUAUAGAGUUUCUGUCUAAAGGUCUAUAUGUAUAUAAGACCUACAUUUUUGUGUUUUCAUUUUUAAAGUCAUUUUAUCACCUUAGAUCUAUCCAAACACUCUUGCAUAAUGUUCAUAUUUCCAACUCGCAUCUUUCAUUUUUCGUUGAUUUAUGUUUUAUUGAUAAGUUUUUUAUUUCUUUGCCUUAUUAUUAUAUAAAGAUUUAUUUACAGAGCACAAUUCCAUCAGCAUGUCUCAUUUAUGUAUUUAUCUUAACUAUUGAAAAUAUUACCUGUAUUUCAGGUAAACUAUGAUUUCUGUUUCAAUGGGAAAAAUAUAAAUGAGCCGCGUCAUGACAAAAUCAACAUAAAAGGUUUGCGACCAACAUGGAUCCAGACCAGCCUGCGCAUCCGGGCAGUCUGAUCAGGAUCCAUGCUGUUCGCUUACAAACCCUAUAACAAGUAAAGAAACUGAUAGCGAACAGCAUGGAUCCUGAUCAGACUGCGCGGAUGCGCAGGCUGGUCUGCAUCCAUGCUGGUUGCCAACCCAUUAUGUUGGUUUUGUCAUGGCACGGCUCAAAUGUUUUAUUAUUGAUUUUGUUUAAUCAAGGAGCAAAAGUGUUAAAACACAGACUUAAAUUGACAGUCCUUGGUUAAAUGGUUAAAACAAACAUUUUUGAGUCCCCAAGAUGAGACAAAAUAGUUAUUUCACAAGUCAGUUAAAUUAUAAAGUUUGAAAUUUUAAGUUUUUCCAUACUUUUCAAACUUACUCUUUCCAAAUGAUGCACAAUUCUUAGAAUGCAACAAGAACUGAAAUUUGACAGCCUGUUAAUAUGUUAUGUCAUUUUUCGUUUUUCUGUAAAGAAAGUAAUUCUGAUUUUAGCACCAGUCUCAAGUCAAUCUAACCUGCACAGCUAUACAGUCUGACCAGGCUCUAUACUAUUUGAUAAUCAUCUGGGUUUUGUUUAAAAUCAACAAUAAGACGAUGCCAAAACAACAAACUGGACGAGUCCUUUUAAAAAAUUCAGCAGGACUGGGUUUGAUGUGUUCAAUAUGUUAUCUAUUCCAUUUGUUGUUAUUCUUGCUGUUGUAUUUGAUUAUUUUUUUGUCACUGUAUGAAAUACUGAGUGCAUUUAUUUGUGUAAACUUAAGCUUUAACAAAUUUUCACCCAAAAAAAUUGAAAUUGUGUGAUCUUUUCUUGUACAUGUUUUUUUUUUUUUUUGUUUUUUUUUUUUUAAUAAGAAUUUAUUAUCAUAUUAUCUACAUAUCUUGUACAUGUUUUCAUCGUAAGUUUUCAGCAUUUCACUAAUACUAGUUUGAUCAGGCCUGGAGGUUAUAAAUCACUUCACUCCGAUCAGUCAAAGAUCUAAGGAGUUUGAUUGGCGAAUGAAAAUUUUUUGUCAAAUACAUGAGAUCUCUUAUAGCCUGCGCUACUCUGGUUUAGAUUACGACAAUAGCCACAAAAUGUAUAUUUAUUCAUUGACUUUAAAACUUGGUUUAAGUUAGAUGUGUUGAAAAAGAAAAACAUGAAUACUUGUAAAAAAUCAUGGAACUACAGGUUUGCUAGGAUUUUAAUUGUGUAGAAGUUUCAGUCCCUAACUUUGUUUUGAAAAAUGUUUUCAAAAAUAAGUUCAUAGAAAACAAAGGGUGUAGAUAUAUCUUAAUAAAUUAUACAGAGUAAACUUUAAAAAAGGGGACAUUCGAUUGGUUUUAUACCUGCAUUUCUUUAUUUAAUAAAAGAGUACCACUGUCAAUUAACAAACAGAAAUAAUACUCGUGAACAGAGUUAAAUAUUCCCUAGCAAAAUAUUUUGUUGCUAUUUUUAGCAGGGUUUAUUCAAGAUUUUGCACUUUCACAGAAAUUUAUUAUCGUCAUUGUUAUUAUUAAGAUUUAUUGAUCAAAUGAUGAUUAAUGAUGAUAAGCUUAGAACAUGUGACUUUUUUCUGCAAAUUACAAAUAAGUAAAUUGCUUUAUACGUUUUUAAGUGCAACCAACUUUAUUUCAGAUUUUAAUUCACUUUAUGUACAUUUUUUACUACCCAGACUUGUAUUCAACCAUUCAUUAAAUUUACUGAUAUUUUGGUUUUAUACAAUAUUAUUUUGCUUUUUCAGCUUUCAAUAGUUAUUGCUGGCAGUAACAAAAAUCAGGUUUAAUGAUGAUUAGCUUAGAUUGUAAAAUGUUAACAUUUAAGACGUAAUGUACUGGGAAAAUGUACAGGAACAUUGAUAAUAUAUGAAUUAUUUGUAUCAUAAUAUAUUUUUUAAUUAGUUUUUAGAAUAUAUAUAAUUUCAUUAUUUUUACUCUGUAUCUUAAACUACAUGAAUUGAGGAGUAAACAAGACAUGUCUUAAAUAUUAAUCAGUGUAGGAUUUCAUAUUUACUGCGUUAUCUUAGUUAUUAUUUCAUCAACGAUUCCAGGAAAUUCUGUGAUCUUUUAGAAGAUGAAAGUCUAUUUUCUACUUCUCAGGAAUUUAUUUUGCUGAAACAUUCCAACUAUAGGUAGUCUUAAAACUUGAGAAUCCCAGUUUUUAUUAUCAUUAGAUUUUUAAAUAAUAAUUACACAAUAUUUUUCACUUUCACCACCAAGCCUUAAAGCAUUAUAUUUUUAAAUGUAUAAAUAUUGUAUCAAAUCAUCAUUGUAGCAUUUUGUAUGAACUAUUCAAAGUUAAUCAUGUCUAGAACUUUUUCAUUGAUGUAUCACAUAAGAAAAGAUAUAAUUUGUGUUUGAACCAUUUUUAUUUAGAACAAAAAUUGUUUCAAGAGAACUGAUCAGAAAUUUAUUGUCAAAGCAAUUGGAAAAAGGAAAUUUUUUAUAUUUCAAUUUGGUAAAAUAGCUUUGCUUAGGCAAAUGGUCAGAUAAUUUUCCUUUUAAAAUUGUCUAAACCAGUAUUAUUUGAAAAUGAAUAUUUAAUGUUUAGAAUCAUUUCAAAAAACUACAUUGUAAGAAAACUACACAAAACAGUUUAUCAUUUUGAUGAAGCAUUUAAUUAAUUUCAACAUUUUUAAUGAAAUCAAAUGCUUUUAAUUUUUUUAAACAAUUGUUGCCAAUUUUUAUUAAAAGGAAUUUUUACUAUGUUGUACAUUCAUCAUGCAUGUCGUUAGGAUAAAAAAUACACAAACAUGAGAUAGUGUGCAAUAUCUAAAUUCUUUGCAUAUAGAAAGGUGUAUUUAAUGUUGAUAUGAUUUGUGCGUUAUAUUGUAUGAAUGUGUUGUUGUAGUAAUAUCUUUAUUAUUCAAGAUGGACUUUAACCCUUGACCUGCUGGAAUUAAAAGUGUUUGUGUCCUUUGGUACCAGUAAAAGGCCAGGCCAGCCUGAACAUACACAGUCUGACGAGGCUUUAUACUGGUGGCAGACGCAAUUUUAAAUUUUCAUCUUGAUAUCCCCAAAAUUGAUAAUGGACAGGUCCAAAAUUGUAAACUGGACAAGUCCAUUUAAGAAAUUCAGCAGAAGUCCAUUUUAGAAAUUCAGCAGGUGAAAGGUUAAGUGAAAUUCUUACAUUCUUAAGUUUUUGUAUUGACAAACAUAUCAGGAUAUAUGUGUGCCUUAUAUUUUUAACCUUACAUUUUAUUUCCUGUUCAGAAAAUACUUUUAACAUUUUUUAACAGCAGUUUUAUUAUGGAAACACUACUGGCUACAUGAAAUGUUUUUUUUUUAUCAUUUCAGGCCAACAUUUUUUUAAUUACAACAUGUUUUUAUAACUUACUUUAUUAAAAUGCAAUUUUGAAAUGCAUUUACCAUUUGUUUUUCAUCAUAUGAUGUAUAAAUUGUUUAUUUCAAAGUUGCUAGUCUUAAAAAUGUUAUGCCAAAGUUUAAUUAAAAUUAAUCUAAAUUAAAUAGGAGAAUAUUUUACAUUGAACUGUAAUACCACUUAGUAAAAUGCUACCAAAUAUUUUCCAGUUAAGGUUUUUACUAUACAAAUAAUGAAUUAUAUUUUAGUUAUUGUUGUAAAUAUGUUUUCAUGAUACAGUUUUGCACACACUUGUGAUCAGAUUCAUAAAAAGAUCAAGAAAAUGUU